Molecule: messenger RNA, 1347 nt
Organism: Nipponia nippon (crested ibis)
Lineage: Eukaryota; Metazoa; Chordata; Aves; Pelecaniformes; Threskiornithidae
Source: RefSeq, a predicted model, not a curated record
AUGCCGGUGAGACUGGAUCAGCUGGUGCUGAGGACCAGACCUUCUCCACACUAUAUGAAUCUGGUUGGGUUUUGCUUUGGAUUGGCUGAUCUGAUCCCACGGGCUGAAAGCCCGUUUGUGGUUGGGGCAAAUCACAUGCACCCUGAUGAUAAAGUCAUACGAGUUGUUCCUGAGAGCGAGAGGGAAACGCAGAUCCUGAGGGCUACGUUUAACAGGCUUAAGGUGGACCUGUGGCAGCCCAGCAGCCCCUUCCACAUCGUUGAAGGUACGGUCACCGACGUGCGAGUACCACAGAACACGUCCCGAAGUCUGCUGCCCUACCUCCAGCAAGCAAACAUCCAGUACACGAUUCUCAUAUCAGACCUGCAGAAGGCAAUAGAAAACCAAACUGGACUGAGGUCAUAUAGGAGUCGAAGGUCCCUCUCUGGUUAUAACUACGAAGUAUAUCACUCCCUGGAAGAAAUCCAGGGUUGGAUGCAUCAUCUGAAUAAAACUCAUUCAGAUCUUGUUCACAUGUUCUCUGUUGGAAAAUCCUAUGAAGGGAGACCACUGUUUGUACUCAAGGUAGGUAAAAGAUCGCGGCCCUACAAGAAAGCUGUCUGGAUAGACUGUGGGAUUCAUGCAAGAGAGUGGAUUGGCCCUGCCUUUUGCCAGUGGUUCGUGAAAGAAGCUCUUCAGACAUACCAGACCGAUCCUGCCAUGAGAAAGAUGCUAACUCAGCUGUAUUUCUAUGUCAUGCCUGUAUUUAAUGUGGAUGGAUAUCAUUUUAGCUGGACAAAUGAUCGAUUUUGGAGAAAAACAAGAUCAAAGAACACAAGGUUUCGGUGUCAUGGUGUUGAUGCUAAUCGCAACUGGAAAGUGAAAUGGUGUGAUGAAGGUGCUUCAUUUCACCCGUGCGAUGACACCUACUGUGGUCCCUUUCCUGAGUCUGAGCCUGAAGUGAAGGCUGUUGCUCAUUUUCUCCGCAAACACCGGAAAGAAAUAAAGGCCUAUUUGUCCUUCCAUGCCUAUGCACAGAUGCUGCUGUACCCUUACUCUUACAAAUAUGCAACUAUUCCAAACUUCAGCUGCGUGGAAUCGGCAGCCUAUAAUGCUGUUAACGCUCUUCAGUCAGCCUAUGGCAUAAGAUACAGAUACGGUCCUGCAUCUAGCACUUUGUAUGUGAGUUCUGGGAGCUCUAUGGACUGGGCCUACAAAAAUGGCAUCCCCUACGCAUUUGCGUUUGAGCUGCGUGACACUGGCCAUUUUGGAUUUUUACUUCCCGAGACGCUGAUCAAACCAACCUGCACAGAGACCAUGCUUGCAGUUAAAAAUAUAACUCUUCAUCUGCUGAAGAAAUGUCAUUGA